Homarus americanus (American lobster) is the source of this 7099-nucleotide messenger RNA. Its product is annotated as collagen alpha-4(IV) chain-like. The annotation marks the transcript as partial. The transcript is spliced from 9 exons. NCBI's taxonomy places the organism in Eukaryota, Metazoa, Arthropoda, Malacostraca, Decapoda, Nephropidae. The record is from RefSeq and is a predicted model, not a curated record.
UGUACUCGCUGUGUCCGGCCCCGGGGGUACAGGAGGGCCGGUACAGGAGGGCCAUCCUCCGUGUUCAGUGUCCGGCCCUGGGGGUACAGGAGGGCCAGGGUACAGGGAGGGCAUCCUCCGUGGUCAGUGUCCGCCCCUGGGGGGAUACAGGAGGGCCAUCCUCCGUGGUUCAGUGUCCGCCCUGGGGGUACAGGGAGGGCAGGGAGGCCAUCCUCCGUGGUCCAGUGUCGGCCCCUGGGGAUACAGGAGAGCCAUCCUCCGUGGUCCAGUGUCUGGCCCCGGGGUACAAGAGGCCAGGGUACAGGGAGGGCCAUCCUCCGUGGUCCAGUGUCCGGCUCCGGGGGUACAGGAGGCCAGGGUACAGGAGGGCCAUCCUCCGUGGUCCAGUGUCCGGCCCCGGGAUACAGGAGGGCAUCCUCCGUGGUCAGUGUCUGGCCCUGGGGGUCAGGAGGGCCAUCCUCGUGGUCCAGUGUCGGCCCGGGGGAUACAGGGAGGGCUAGGUACAGAGGCCAUCCUCGUGGUCAGUGUCGGCCCGGGGAUACAGGAGGGCAUCUCUCCGUGGUCAGUGUCCGCCUGGGGUACAAGAGGGGCGGGGUACAGAGGGCCAUCUCCGUGGUCAGUGUCCGGCUCCGGGGUACAGAGGGCAGGUACAGGAGGGCCAUCCUCCGUGGUCAGUGUCCGCCCUGGGGAUAGGAGGGCCAUCCUCCGUGGUCAGUGUCCGCCCCGGGGGUACAGGAGGGCCAUCUCCGUGGUCGUGUCCGGCCCGGGGAUACAGGAGGGCCAUCCUCCGUGGUCCAGUGUCCGGCCCCGGGGGUACAAGAGGGCCAGGGUACAGGAGGGCCAUCCUCCGUGGUCAGUGUCCGGCCCCGGGGAUACAGGAGGGCCAUCCUCCGUGGUCAAUGUCCGGCCCCGGGUGUCCGGCCCCGGGGGUACAGGAGGCCAGGGUGCAGGAGGGCCAUCCUCCGUGGUCAGUGUCCGGCCCGGGGGGCAGGAGGGCCAUCCUCCGUGGUCAGUGUCCGCCCUGGGGUACAGGAGGGCCAUCCUCCGUGGUCCAGUGUCCGCCCUGGGGAUACAGGGGAGGCCAGGGUACAGGAGGGCCAUCCUCCGUGGUCCAGUGUCCGCUCGGGGACACAGGGAGGCCAUCCUCCGUGUCCAGUGUCCGGCCCCGGGGGAUACAGGAGGGCCAUCUCUGUGGUCCAGUGUCUGCCCUGGGGGUACAGGAGGGCAUCCUCCGUGGUCAGUGUCCGGCCCUGGGGGAUACAGGAGGGCCAUCUCUCGUGGUCCAGUGUCCGCCCUGGGGUACAAGAGGGCUAGGGUACAGGAGGGCCAUCCUCCGUGGUCAGUGUCGGCCCUGGGGCAGGGAGGCCAUCCUCCGUGGUCAGUGUCUGCCCCGGGGGUACAAGAGGCCAGGGUACAGGAGGGCCAUCCUCCGUGGUCAGUGUCUGCCCUGGGAUACAGGAGGGCCAUCCUCCGUGGUCAGUGUGCGCCCCGGAGGUACAAGAGGGCCAGGGUGAGGGCAUCUCCGUGGUCAGUGUCGCUCGGGAUACAGGGGCCAUCUCUGUGGUCAGUGUCGCUCUGGGGGUACAGGAGGGCCAGGGUACAGGAGGCCAUCCUCCGUGGUCAGUGUCCGGCCCCGGGAUACAGGAGGGCCAUCCUCCGUGGUCCAGUGUCCGGCCCCGGGGUACAAGAGGGCCAGGGGUACGGGAGGGCCAUCCUCCGUGGUCCAGUGUCCGGCCCGGGGACAGGGUACAGGAGGGCCAUCUCUGUGUGUCUGCCCGGGGAUACAGGAGGGCAGGGUACAGAGGCAUCCGUGGUCAGUGUCAGCCGGGAUAGGAGGGCAUCCUCGUGGUCAGUGUCCGGCCUGGGAUACAGGAGGGGCAUCCUCCGUGGUCAGUGUCCGGCCCGGUACAGGGAGGGCCAUCCUCCGUGGUCAGUGUCCGGCCCAGGGGUACAAGAGGGCCAGGGUACGGAGGCCAUCCUCCGUGGUCAGUGUCCGGCCCCGGGGUACAGGAGGCCAGGGUACAGGAGGGCCAUCCUCCGUGGUCAGUGUCCGGCCCCGGGGAUACAGGAGGGCCAUCCUCCGUGGUCCAGUUUCGGCCCGGGGUACAAGAGGGCCAGGGUACGGGAGGCCAUCCGUGGUCAGUGUCGGCCCGGGGGUGGAGGGCCAGGGUACAGGAGGGCCAUCCGUGGUCAGUUCGGCCCGGGGUACAGGAGGCCAGGGUACAGGAGGCCAUCCUCCGUGGUCCAGUGUCCGGCCCCGGGGGUACAGGAGGCUCGUGGUCGUGUCGCCCGGAGGGAGGGUGAGGGGCUCUGUGGUCAGUGUCUGCGGGGUACAGGAGGGCCAGGGUACAGGAGGGCCAUCCUCCGUGGUCCAGUGUCCGGCCCCGGGGAUACAGGAGGCCAGGGUACAGGAGGGCCAUCCUCCGUGGUCAGUGUCCGGCCCUGGGGAUACAGGAGGCCAUCCUCCGUGGUCAGUGUCCGGCCCCGGGGAUACAAGAUGGCCAGGGUACAGGAGGGCCAUCCUCCGUGGUCAGUGUCCGCCCGGGAUCAGGGAGGGCCAUUCCGGUGGUGGCGGGAUACAGGAGGGCCAUCCUCCGUGGUCCAGUGUCCGGCCCCGGGGAUACAGGAGGGCCAUCCUCCGUGGUCCAGUGUCCGCCCGGGGGUACAGGAGGGCCAGGGUACAGGAGGGCAUCCUCCGUGGUCCAGUGUCCGGCCCCGGGAUACAGGAGGCCAUCCUCCGUGGUCCAGUGUCCGGCCCUGGGACAGGAGGCCAGGGUACAGGAGGGCCAUCCUCCGUGGUCCAGUGUCCGGCUCCGGGGAUACAGGAGGGCCAGGGACAGGAGGGCCAUCCUCCGUGGUCCAGUGUCCGGCCCUGGGAUACAGGAGGGCCAUCCUCCAUGGUCCAGUGUCCGGCUCCGGGGAUACAGGGGGCCAGGGUACAGGAGGGCCAUCUCCGUGGUCAGUGUCCGGCCCCGGGGUACAGGGCCAUCUCCGUGGUUCAGUGUCGCCCGGGAUACGGAGGGCCAUCCUCCGUGGUCCAGUGUCCGGCUCCGGGGGAUACAGGAGGGCCAGGGUACAGGGGGGCCAUCUCCGUGGUCCAGUGUCCGGCCCCGGGAUACAGGAGGGCCAUCCUCCGUGGUCAGUGUCCGGCCCAGGGGUACAAGAGGGCCAGGUUACAGGAGGGCCAUCCUCCGUGGUCAGUGUCCGGCCCGGGGAUACAGGAGGGCCAUCCUCCGUGGUCAGUGUCGGCCCGGGGACAAGAGGGCCAGGGUACAGGGAGGGCCAUCUCUCCGUGGUCCAGUGUCCGGCUCCGGGGGUACAGGAGGGCCAGGGUACAGGAGGGCCAUCUCUGUGGUCAGUGUCGGCCCCGGGGAUACAGGAGGGCUAUCUCGUGGAGGCCAGGUUACAGGAGGGCUAUCUCUGUGGUCAGUGUCUGCCCCGGGGAUACAGGAGGGCCAUCCUCCGUGGUCAGUGUCUGCCUGGGGUACAAGAGGCCAGGUACAGGAGGGCCAUCCUCCGUGGUCCAGUGUCCGGCCCGGGGUACAGGAGGGCCAGGGUACAGGAGGGCCAUCCUCCGUGGUCAGUGUCUGGCCCCGGGGGUACAGGAGGCCAUCCUCCGUGGUCAGUGUCCGCCCCGGGGUACAGGAGGGCCAUCCUCCGUGGUCAGUGUCUGCUCCUGGGGGUACAAGAGGGCCAGGUACAGGAGGGCCAUCCUCCGUGGUCAGUGUCCGCCCUGGGUACAGGAGGCCAUCCUCCGUGGUCCAGUGUCCGCUCCGGGGUACAGGGAGGCCAGGGUACAGGAGGCCAUCCUCCGUGGUCCAGUGUCCGCCUGGGGACAGCAGGAGGGCCAUCUCCGUGGUUCAGUGUCUGCUCCGGGGGUAAGAGGCUAGGGACAGGAGGGCCAUCCUCCGUGGUCAGUGUCCGCCCUGGGGUACAGGAGGGCCAGGCAUGGGAGGCCAUCCUCCGUGGUCAGUGUCUGGCCCUGGGGGUACAGGAGGGCCAUCCUCCGUGGUCAGUGUCCGGCCCGGGGAUACAGGAGGAGGGGAUGGGAGGGCCAUCCUCCGUGGUCAGUGUCCGGCCCGGGGGUACAAGAGGGCCAGGGCAUGAGGGCAUCCUCCGUGGUCAGUGUCCGGCUCCGGGGUACAGGAGGCCAGGGUACAGGAGGGCCAUCCUCUGUGGUCCAGUGUCCGGCUCCGGGGACAAGAGGGCAGGGUGGGAGGGCAUCCUCCGUGUGUCGGCCCCGGGGAUACAGGAGGCCAUCCUCCGUGGUCCAGUGUCCGGCUCCGGGGGUACAAGAGGGCCAGGGUACAGGAGGGCCAUCCUCCGUGGUCAGUGUCCGCCCCGGGGACAGGAGGGCCAGGGUACAGGAGGCCAUCUCCGUGGUCCAGUGUUCGGCUCCGGGGGUACAAGAGGGCUAGGUACAGAGGCCAUCCUCCGUGGUCAGUGUCCGCCCUCAGGGGUACAGGAGGGCCAGGGCAAAGGAGGCCAUCCUCCGUGGUCAGUGUCUGCCCAGGGGCAGGCAAGAGGGCUAGGUGCUAGAGGGCCAUCCUCCGUGGUCAAAGUUCGGCUCCCGGGGAUACAGGGAGGGCCAUCUCCGUGGUUCAGUGUCUGCCGGGGUACAAGAGGGCAGAGGGUACAGGAGGCCAUCCCUCCGUGUCCAGUGUCCGGCCCGGGGGUACAGAGGGCCAGGGUACAGGAGGGCCAUCCUCCGUGGUCAGUGUCCGGCCCCAGGGAUACAGGAGGGCCAUCCUCCGUGGUCAGUGUCCGGCUCAGGGGGGUACAAGGGCCAGGUACAGGGAGGCCAUCCUCCGUGGUCCAGUGUCCGGCCCCCAGGGGUACAGGAGGGCCAGGGGUACGGGGCCAUCCUCCGUGGUCAGUGUCCGGCCCCAGGGGUACAAGAGGGCAAGGGUACAGGGAGGGCCAUCCUCCGUGGUCAGUGUCCGGCCCAGGGAUACAGGAGAAUCCUCGUGGUCAGUGUCCGGCCCCGGGGGUACAAGAGGGCCAGGGUGGGAGGGCCAUCCUCCGUGGUCAGUGUCCGGCCCCAGGGAUACAGGAGGCCAUCCUCCGUGGUCAGUGUCGGCCGCAGGGGUACAAGAGCAGAGUAGGGAGGGCCAUCCUCCGUCAAUCGGCCCCGAGGAUACGGAGGCCAUCUCAAGAUCGUGUCGCCCAGGGAUACAGAGCCAUCCUCCGUGGUCAGUGUCCGCUCCGGGAUUACAGGAGGGCCAGGGUACAGGAUCAGUAUCGGCCCAGGGAUACGGAGGGCCAUCCUCAAUGGUCAGUGUCCGCUCAGGGCACAAGAGGGCAAGGUACAGGAGGCCAUCCUCCGUGGUCAGGUGUCGGCGGGGAUACAGGAGGCCAGGGUACGGGAGGCCAUCCUCCAAUCAGUCCAGUCCGGCUCCGGGGUACAAGAGGGUGCGCGGGGUACAGGAGGCCAUCCUCGUGGUCCGAUGUCCCCCGGCCCCAGGGUACAGGAGGGCCGGGUACAGGAGGCCAUCCUCGUGGUCAGUGUCCGGCGGGGGUACAAGAGGGCCAGGGUACAGGAGGGGCCAUCCUCCGUGGUGAUGUCCGGCCCCGGGGAUACAGGAAGGAGCCAUCCUCCGUGGUCAGUGUCGGCGGCCCCAGAAAUUUUAAGAGGGCCCCGCGCAGGGGUACCAGGAGGGCCAUCCUCCGUGGUCGGUACUUCGGCUCCGGGGUACGGGAGGGCAGGGGUACAGGAGGGCCAUCCUCCGUGGUCGAUGUCGGCCCGGGGAUACAGGAGGAGCCAUCCUCCGUGGUCAGUGUCCGGCUCCGAAAUUUUACCAAGAGCCAGGGUACAGGAGGGCCAUCCUCCGUGGUCAGUGUCCGGCCCCAGGGGUACAGGGCCAGGGUACAGAGGCCAUCCUCCAUCUCAGUCAAUGUCCGGCGAAAGGGUACAAGGGCCAGGGUACAGGAGGCCAUCCUCCGUGGGAGCUGGGGGCAGGGGUACGGAGGCCAUCCUCCGUGGUCAGUGUCCGGCCCGGGGAUACAGGAGGCCAUCCUCCGUGGUCAGUGUCGGCGGGGAUACAGGAGGGCCCAUCCUCCGUGGUCAGUGUCCGGCUCCGGGAAUACAGGAGGGCCAGGGUACCCAGAGGCCCAUACUCCGUGGUCAGUGUCAGCCCCGGGGAUACAGGAGGCCAUCCUCCGUGGUCAGUGUCCGGCCCCAGAGGCUGGGGCCAGGGUACAGGAGGGCCAUCCUCCGUGGUCCAGUGUCAGCCCCCGGGGAUACAGGAGGCGCCUCCGUGAUGGUCCAGUGUCCCGGCCCGGGGGGUACAAGAGGGCAGGAGUACAGGCCAUCCUCCGUGGUCAGUGUCGGCAGGGAUGGGAGGACCCACUCGUGGUCAGUCGCUCCGGGGUACAGGAGGGUACUGGGAGGAGCCCGUCCUCCGUGAUCCAGUGUCCCGGCCCCGAGGAUACAGGAGGCCUCCUCCGUGGUCAGUGUCCCGGCCCAGGCACAGGGAGGGCCAGGGGUGCAGGAGCCUCCUCAAUGGUCAGUGUCAGCCCAGGGAUACAGGAGGGCCAUCCUCACGUGGUCAGUGUCCGGCCCCCAGGGGUACAGGAGGUGGGUACCAGGAGGGCCAUAUCCGUGGUCAAUGUCGGCCAGAGGUACAAGAGGGCCAGGAUGCGGAGGCCCAUCCUCCAUCAGUCCAGUGUCGGCCCCGGGGAUACAGGAGGGCCAUCCUCCGUGGUCAGUGUCCGGCCCGAGGUACAGGAGGGCCAGGGUACAGGAGAGGCCAUCCUCCGUGGUCAGUGUCCAGCCCGAGGGUACAAGAGGGCCAGGGUACAGGAGGCCAUCCUCCGUGCCGAGAGUCUGGGCAGCUUCAGUGAGAAGACAAGACCACUAUCAACAUUCUUCCUGACAGAGCGCGAACCUCUUCCUUUUCCGUCCCCCAGACUGCUCUCCCUGUGCCGCAGGCCAGCAUCACUUACAUACGCAUAUCUCAUGGGAGAUCUGACCAGCUCAGGACGAUGGCCUCCACCAGCUCACAUUACUUCCUGUGUGAGCCAUGCAAUACCGACUCCUCCAAGAAAAGAGAAACUACGCAAACUAAAUCUUGACAUUGCCAAACUAGAAGGAAUGUGA